Salmo salar (Atlantic salmon) is the source of this 3354-nucleotide messenger RNA. The record is from RefSeq and is a predicted model, not a curated record. NCBI's taxonomy places the organism in Eukaryota, Metazoa, Chordata, Actinopteri, Salmoniformes, Salmonidae.
GGUGCGCUGGAUAGAUCGGUGUCUGCAGCACGCAGGGACAAGGACCUUUUUCCUCCCAGUGUGGAUGGAUUGAUUGAUCUCUGGAACAUCGAAAGUGCGACUCGCUUCUUCGAAGAACGAUAGAUCCCAAUGGACAACCGGAUAAUUUACCACCUAUGCAUUGAUUGAACAUUGAAUUUCCUUUCUGUAUCAACUUUUAUAGGGCGUUUCGUUUUGCUUUUGCCUAUACUAAAAUAACGCGCUACAUAAUAUUUUCCUGACGUUUGUUUUACAGUAGACUUUCAGAUUGUAUUCCCUGUCCCGACAGAAUCGCAUUAGAUAUUUCCGCCCCGUUAUGUGAUAUCUGACCGGACGGAUGUUCGCCUCUGUAUCGGUGUGAUCGGCGAUGUGGUCAUGGCAGGUUUUGGAGCCCAGAAGUGUUCGAAGAGCGAUAAGUUGGACGAGGCGCAGGCACUGGCCCGUAGCUGCGCGGGGAGACCGGACUUCUUGCCGUGCGAUGGGCUGUCAAUAUGCGCCACGCACAGCCACGGAAAGUGCUUCAAGUUGCACUGGUGCUGCCACUUGGGCUGGUGCCACUGUAAAUAUGUUUACCAGCCCAUGACCAGUGUGUGCCAGCUGCCGAGCACGGCGGUACCCUUUGACCCAUCUGAGUCCCCACCCACCAUGAACCUGUCUGUCUCCCUCACCGAGCGCUUCCUGAAGAUCGCCCCUUGCUUCCAGUCUCCGCCGUACCUUCAGUCGCCCAGAUACUGUGUCAUAGCAGACCUCUUCAUCGACGACUACAUCGUCAAGCGCAUCAACGGGAAGAUGUGUUAUGUUCAACGUUCUCCUCCUCCCAUCCCUGAUUCUCUUGCUGUGGCACCUCCUCUUGCUGCUGCACCUCCUCCUGUACCACAACACUACAAAUGCUCUGUGGACAAGCAUUACUACGGCACCCCAGUAGACCAGAGGAAACACAAACACCACAGCCCUGUAGACAAGCUGAAAGGCCCCAAGAUGGACCACUGCUCUUCUCCAUCCAGCUCCGAGGAUUCUGGGAUCAACGCGUUAGGUCUGCACUACUUGGAAUCCUGUGAGUCAGAGUCAGAGGAUCAGAAUGAGGAAUUGAGCACCGAUGGAGAUGGGAAAUCUAGCCUCUGUAGUCUCUGGGAUCAGGAUGAGACGUCUCUGCUGUCUCCCUCUAAAUCCACGGUGGAGAUCAUCGAGAAGAUGGAGACCACUGUGUGACAGACAGAGAUAAGACACUUCACUGAGCACACCAGAGAGAUAGAUACAACUAUAUAUAUAUAUAUGGAGUACACAGCCUCUCUCUGGGAGUAUUUGGAAAAAACAGAUCCCAGAGAGUUGGAUUUAAGGGACCGACAGUCCACCUAAUGGAGUUUACUUUGUUGUGGUCAGACAUACAGUAGGUAAACCCCACAUGAUAAUGACCCUAUGUGUUUUCUCAGAGACGGUUAAAGUUUGGAUGGUCUCUGGGUUCCCCCCCCCCCCCCACACCCUACUCUCUAUAUCUCUCCCGUCCCCUCAUGCAUGGUUUGUUAGAUAGAUGGAGCUGUCUACUGUAGCAAAGAUUUGACGAUAAAUACAAAGGAAAACAUGUCAUUUUUAACACUCUCGCAGCAGCUGACCAAAUAGACUUCUUACUAGUCCAUCAACAGACAAUCACAGGCUUUAUUAGCCACUUAAACUACCAAGCCUUCGCACCAUCAUCAAAUCCUGCCCGCUUCUAGAAAUAGAAUCACAGUUGAAUGUUUUAUUGUUGUUGUUGAGAGAUAUAACUUUUGAAGUUGUUUGACAAUCAAGAAAAUAAAAGCACAUUCCUUCCUCUAUCUGCUGUGAUGAAACCAACUACUCAACUCCUAUCAGCCAAUGAUACAGGGUGGAAUUCCCCGAAUCACAUGUUUACCAGAGCGUGUCAACCUAAGAGGAAAGAGGACCGGUGAUUCUCACAGCUGCUAUGGACUUUAUUACCUUGAUGGGAAGCAGUGAAGCACACAUGUUGCUGGCUACUUUCCUCUUGAGGUGGACAUUCACACCAGAGCAACUGAUCAGUAUAAAAGCACAGCGCAUACUGUACUGUAUCCAUUAAUAAACAAUACUGUUCAGUACUAUCUAAUACCAUACUGUACUGUUCAGUACUACCCAUUACCAUACUGUACUGUUCAGUACUAUCCAAUACCAUACUGUACUAUCCAUUAAUAAACAAUACUGUUCAGUACUAUCCACUACCAUACAGUACUAUCCAUUACCAUACUGUACUACCCAUUACCAUACAGUACUAUCUAUUACCAUACUGUACUAUCCAUUACCAUACUACCCAUUACCAUACUGUACUAUCCAUUACCAUACUGUACUACCCAUUACCAUACAGUACUAUCUAUUACCAUACAAUACUGUUCAGUACUACCCAAUACCAUACAGUACUGUUCAGUACUACCCAAUACCAUACAGUACUAACCAUUACCAUACAGUACUGUUCAGUACUACCCAAUACCAUAUAGUACUGUUCAGUACUAUCCAAUAACAUACAGUACUGUUCAGUACUACUCAUUACCAUACAGUACUAUUCAGUACUAUCUAAUACCAUACAGUAGUGUUCAGUACUAUCCAAUACCAUACAGUACUGUUCAGUACUAUCUAAUACCAUACAGUACUGUUCAGUACUAUCCAAUACCAUACAGUACUGUUCAGUACUAUCUAAUACCAUACAGUACUGUUCAGUACUAUCCAUUAACAAACUAUACUGUUCAGUACUAUCUAAUACCAUACAGUACUGUUCAAUAUUACUCAUUAGAAUGGACUGUUGGUUUGGAGUAUCAUAGCCUCUGUGUUCUAGAAUGGACUGUUGGUUUGGAGUGGAAUAGCCUCUGUGUUCUAGAAUGGACUGUUGGUUUGGAGUAUCAUAGCCUCUGUGUUCUAGAAUGGACUGUUGGUUUGGAGUGGAAUAGCCUCUGUGUUCUAGAAUGGACUGUUGGUUUGGAGUGGAAUAGCCUCUGUGUUCUAGAAUGGACUGUUGGUUUGGAGUGGAAUAGCCUCUGUGUUCUAGAAUGGACUGUUGGCUUGGAAUGUCAUAGCCUCUGUGUUCUAGAAUGGACUGUUGGUUUGGAGUGUCAUAGCCUCUGUGUUCUAGAAUGGACUGUUGGUUUGGAGUGUCAUAGCCUCUGUGUUCUAGAAUGGACUGUUGGUUUGGAGUGUCAUAGCUUCUGUGUUCUAGAAUGGACUGUUGGUUUGGCGUGUCAUAGCCACUGUGUUCUAGAAUGGACUGUUGGUUUGGCGUGUCAUAGCCACUGUGUUCUAGAAUGGACUGUUGGUUUGGAGUGUCAUAGCCACUGUGUUCUAGAAUGGACUGUUGGU